Messenger RNA from Lactuca virosa, 324 nucleotides. NCBI's taxonomy places the organism in Eukaryota, Viridiplantae, Streptophyta, Magnoliopsida, Asterales, Asteraceae. The record is from the annotation of a GenBank genome assembly.
AUGUCGAAGACCCACAGUGCAACUGCACAUCACCACCACCAUCAUGAAUCCUCAAAGAAGAACCAUAAAGAAACACCACACAAGUUACUAGACACGCCUCCAUAUUCUAACAUCUACUUUAUGGGUGAUGGCUUCGAGAGACUCUCACCCCAACCUCAAGCAAAUGUUAGAGUCACAAACUAUUAUGAUCGUAAGCAGAAGUAUGGGUUCAUACAAAAUGAGGACGACGUAGACACUAAUGUGGAUGCGGAAGCUGCAAAUUUUAUUGAAUCCACGCACAGAAAGUUUGAACUUAGGAAAUCCAUUACUAUUACACGAGGUUAA